AAGAAAGCACUUUUUGUUUGGAAUACACCUUUCUGUCUUUACAUGCUUGAACAGAUGGUGAUAUCUGGGAAAAUAUUUUAGCUUUAACCAACAUAGUAGGUUGUAAACAAAUAAACAAACAAACAAACAAACAAUGUUCCUGACAGCGCAGCCUCCUGGACCGGAGACACACGGUGUCAUUUUCUUCUUCUUCUUCUUCCUUCUCUGUCUUUCCUCCUCAGAGGUAUUUGUGGCUUCCCUCCUCCUGCUUUGAUCCUCACUCUGCUCGGCUCUCCUCCACUCAGCUGACAUUAAAAUAAAGAGUUAAUGUGCGCAGUCACGGACAGAAACAUGGAGCCAGCCGCGGAGAGCUUUCUGUGCGUAAAGCUUCGAGCCUGGCGGUGAUGUGAUCAGAGAGGAGCCAGACGAGGAAGUCUGGAGGAGGGACCAGCGGCAGUGGCGUGGUCCCAGCACAGGAAAAAAAAAAAGGAGUUUCUACUGGAUUCUCCUGACGCCUGCAGCUGCUACGGAACCGGAGGAUCUGUGCAGUCCGGCUCUUCUCUCUGUACCAGCAGCAGUAAUGUGCGCUGAGGACGUUAGAGGCGCGUAGGUUCUGAUCCGCUGUCGGUUUGACAAACUUUCAAACACACCUCUGCUGUCAAUGUGAGCGCAGGUAGAGCCGAGGAUCCCGGAAGAACUCGUUGUGCAGGUUACCAGCUUGUUUGCAUAGCAGCCUGCGCGUUUGUCCCGCAGCGAGCCGCCGCAGAUGGACUCUGAGUCCAACCAGUAGAACUUCUGUCCAGAGUUUUAUUAUUAUUGUAAAAGGAAGGAAGUGAACGGAGAAGAGGAAGAAGAAGAGGACAAAAUGAAGGAUCUGAGGAAGAAGAAGCUGUUCGUGGUGAUGGAUGUGCUGUGCGUCUUGGUCGCGGCGCUGCCCUUCAUCAUCAUGACCAUCGUGUUCAAACCCUACCAGAGGGGCAUUUACUGCGACGACGAGAGCAUCAAGUACCCUCUGAGACCAGACACCAUCACUCACGGCAUGCUGGCCGCCGUCACCAUCUCCUGCACCGUCAUCAUCAUUUCCUCUGGAGAGGCUUAUCUGGUCUACAGCAAGAGGAUUUACUCCAACUCCGACUUCAACCAGUACGUCGCUGCUCUCUACAAGGUGGUCGGCACCUUCCUGUUCGGAGCAGCCGUCAGCCAGUCGCUCACCGACCUCGCCAAGUUCACCAUCGGCCGCCCGAGACCCAACUUCAUGUCCGUCUGCUCCCCGAAGGUGUGCACGGGCUACAUGCAGGUGAUCAACUGCACCGGCAGGCCUCAGGACGUCACCGAGUCCAGGUUGUCCUUCUACUCGGGACACUCCUCCUUUGGGAUGUACUGCAUGCUCUUCCUGGCGCUCUACGUGCAGGCCAGACUGGCGGCUAAGUGGGCCAGACUCCUCCGGCCCACCAUCCAGUUCUUCCUGGUGGCCUUCGCGGUCUACGUGGGUUACACCCGAGUCUCUGAUUACAAGCACCACUGGAGCGACGUGCUGGUGGGGCUGCUGCAGGGCGCGCUGGUCGCCGUGCUCAAUGUGCGCCUGGUGUCGGAUUUCUUUAAGAAGCGUCCUCCACGCUGCGUGAGGUCCGACGCGGCCGACAGCGAGGAGCCGGAGAGGAAGCCCAGCCUUCAGAUCGCAGACUCGGAGCACAGCAACCAUUACAACUACCACCACAGUCCCGGCACUGUGUGACGGGGGACUGACGCUCGGGGCACAAAGGCCUGCAGACACCACAAACCUGUGUGACAAUCCAGCAGCUUCACCUCCCGACGGAGCAGCCGGCGCUGUUUAGUUAACCUGGGUCAUCUGCGGUCCCGAUCUGCAGGCUGCCCUCGAACUUUAGUGAGUUCAGCAAUCGGCCUUUUGUAUUUCUGUUUGAAAGGAGCAACAGCUCAGGCGGGGCUCUGGUCUGUAGCUUCAGUCCCUCCCUCUGUUCAACCACUCACCUGCCCCCCACCUGCUCCACUGGACUGACUGAGGGGGGCCCGGUGCCCUCACCCCCCUCAGAGACGCCAUGAUGACCUCCUGUCCUCCUGUAGGAGAGGAAGGAGAACGCUGUUUUAUAAAGACAUCGUUAUUGAUGUCAAAGUGUGUGUGGUUAAAGCUGCAUUAAGCGACAGACUCCAAACCGGCUGCAGCAGAACCACGACCUGGUUCUGCCUUCCAGAACCAACAAGCUGGACGUCCCGACGUUAGAAGUUCUCUGCAACCAUCUGACAUUCAGUCUCCUUAAUUCAACAUCUAGUGAGAAAAAAGCCUUCUGCCUGAGUUUAGUUUAGUUUUUUUUUACAUAAAUGAGAUGUGAAGGUGGUUCAGUUUCAGCCAUGUGGAUGAAAACAGCCACACAGUGACGUCUGGGGUCAACAGGACAACUUCAGUUUGGGGAAUUAGCGUUUUCUCUUCAAUCAAAUGUAUUUUUAAUUAGCAGUCUGAGAGUCUUUGGGCGUGUUAACGUAGAGGAGGAGGCGUGAAAUCCUGAACUGAAAGUGAAAAUAAUGAAGUUAUGGAGCCGGUUUCAUCCAGUUACCUCGACGGAAAUUUAGCUUUAAUUCAACUGAUGCUAAAAUUUGACCUUAAACUAUGAACAACAUUAAGUUGAUUCAGUUUCCUUCAUUAUGAUGUGAACACACGCAGUCAGAACAAUGUGUGCAGCUCACAGGAUGAAUUAGACGUUUUCUCUUAACCUGGCAGCCAUGCAUUUAAUUAAGGGAUGCAAAUCGCUCUGUUGAGUUUCCUUUCCGGGUGCAGAACAGCCUACAGCUGCAUGCUAGUCCACAGUAGCAGCUGGUCAUAUGUUGUUAGUCACAUAUCGCUUAAUGGAGCUUUAACGUUUUUAAUGUGUGUGUUUUUUUAUGAUUUCUUCGCUGUAGUUUACCGACUGGUCAGCAGUGAUUACAGAAGCGGUGAGGAUGUUUGUGGAGGCUGGUGAAGUGAUUGGUUUCAUUCUAGAGCACCUUAAGACUGGAAGCCUCACGAGCUGGAAGUCAGCCGCCGAUCAGCUGACAAACCAGAACGCUGAGUCACGUCUUUCCACACCAACAGGUCUACUGACAGCCUGCUUUAAAGCGACGCUACAGGUCUGGUGAUCCCGGUGACUCACUGCUUUGAAUAACUCUGAUACCAGCUGCUUCCUAUAAGCGACUGUCACUGAUUCCGGGCAGCGCCAACUUUCAGCCUUUGUGUCCAAACUGGCUCAACAACAGCAACGCUUUUAACAUAAAUGUAAUGAUGGAGGUGAUGUAUGUUCAGCCUGUGUGAAGAGGACUGCAGAGGCAGAAACCAUGGAUCCAAACAGCUUCAGAGUUCUGCUGGACCCGGUGUGUCAUACCACUACGAUAAGGCCAAUCCUAUUACCUUCACUUUUAUUGUAAUGUUUUAUUUCACAGAUAAUAAUCAAAGAAGGAAGAGACAACCAUUUUGAAAAUGGUGUUUAAUUUAUUUUAAAUACAAAAAAAAAAGCCCUGUUAUUGACUUGUACGAGGCUGCAAAGCUCUGUUAAGGUGUUUUUUGUGCAAUCAGCCCUGCUUGCCACUAUGAGCCACAGAUACUGUAUCUCCUGAUGCUAUGAGACGUGUUUCGUGAAGGAUGUGUGUACAUAGAUAUAUAAAUGUUUUUAUUUCACGUGUAGGUAAGGUUUAGCUUCACCUGGACGGCGUGCUCUGGCCCGUGCCACACAGCCGGGUCCGGUUCCAGGUUGUGACCAUCAGCCAGACGCCUCAGCAGGCUUUUUAAAGGCUGUUGUAAUGAUAGAGAGUUACACACACCGGCUGGCAGCACGGCUUCAAAGACUGAUCCGUGUUCCUUCCCGUGUUGAUAGAUGGGUUAAUGUGUGCAGCGUGUUCUCCUGUACAGGUCAUGUAGAGCAAGCAGAGCCCUGCAGGACCGACAGUACAUCAGACGGACCACAAACUCGAUAACGAAGGGGUUAGGAGGAAACCGGGGGGACGGACGAGGGAAUCUCACCUGGUAGUGAUUGUGAGGCUCCAGAGCUGAGCCGGGACUAAAGGCGGCGGCGCACUUAAAGGGGCGGAGUGGGCUAUCCCACGGCGAGCUGAGCUCCUGAGGGACCUCCACACAUUUGAAACACACGUUUACAACCAGAACCAGCUGGUUGCAGUGAAGCUCCUCCCCGACCCGCUGCAGUCGGACCAACGGCACAAAUGAGGAAACAGAAAUGUUCAUGAUUCCUCCCUCUGAACCCGUCUUUGGAAAUCCAAGGUUCUCAGCUGUUGUUGUGGCUCCACGUGUUGUUUUAAAGCUUUUAUCGGGUCAGAGCCUUCCAACGGCUGCUUUCUGUGUUUUUAAUGCGUCACCUUGUGGCUGUGGUUCAUGUCCAGUGUGUGUGUGUGCUUUGUUCAGCCUAUAGAUUCUGUCUAUAGCUUCAACCAGAGGAUUUUAAAUAAAGAUGUAAUCCACA
Stegastes partitus (bicolor damselfish) is the source of this 4439-nucleotide messenger RNA. Its product is annotated as lipid phosphate phosphohydrolase 2-like. Gene Ontology annotation, molecular function: phosphatidate phosphatase activity. The transcript has 6 exons. The coding region runs from base 845 to 1714 and encodes 289 amino acids. The record is from RefSeq and is a predicted model, not a curated record. Gene Ontology annotation, cellular component: plasma membrane. Gene Ontology annotation, biological process: phospholipid dephosphorylation; signal transduction; phospholipid metabolic process. Lineage: Eukaryota; Metazoa; Chordata; Actinopteri; Pomacentridae.